This is a messenger RNA of Protopolystoma xenopodis, 879 nucleotides long. Lineage: Eukaryota; Metazoa; Platyhelminthes; Monogenea; Polystomatidea; Polystomatidae. The record is from the annotation of a GenBank genome assembly.
UGGACAUUGAAGACGGCCUCCGAUGCCGCAUCUUGCCCUUGUGAGGAGGAUACAUUGUCAAAUGAACUCGGGACCUUAUGGCAGGAGGGAAACUGCAAACUUGAAUCAAGACUUCCAAGCCGGUGGCAACAUUUGGUUGAUUGCAUCACUCAAGACAACCUCCAUCAAGGGCACUUUGAGGGCUUUGAACCGACUAGACUGGGCCUCCAGAUUGUAUCCUCCGAAGUCUGGCUAACCACAAACAGGGAGGACUUGGACUACAGAAAGGCGGCCAUUUUGACGCUCUCAAGAACAGAUUCAGCCCACAUCCGUCAUAGCCUAGCCGGUACCUGCGACUCGAAUUUGGCAGUUAGUGUGCUCCCUCAGUCAAACAAAGUACACCAACCAUCUUGGGCACCGGCAUCUUUGCUCAAAGAGUCAGCUGACAUGUCUGUCUGGACUAUCCCGAAUUUGAGUCCUGCGACUGAGAGCCGUGCGUGCUUGGGCCUGGUAACAUGUGGAGCCUUCUACCGACGAACUAUCACAGCCUUUUGCUGCCUCAACGACCGGGGCACCGAGGCCUCUGGCCAACUGGAAGGGUCCCUCGGGGGUCCCAGUGCUGGGGCCACCGGCUUGCCUGCACCAGCGCCUGAUUGGAGGAGAGCGGAGAUGGCUGAGCGACUGCUUCCUUCAGGCCUGUCGGCAACAAAGGAGGUCUGGCUUGCCUGGUUGGUGACCGUCUUGAUGACUCUAUUGGCUGUUUCGGUUGUCAAGGCGGCUGUAUUCGGCCUCACGGAAGGUGAUCUGGCUAGUCUGGCCGGUGCAGGAAUGAGUGUUUUAGUGGGAAGUGGACUGGUCACCUAUCAGGUCUACUCUGCAAGGCUGGAGGGGCCCGAGUGA